Molecule: messenger RNA, 909 nt
Organism: Fomitopsis serialis
Lineage: Eukaryota; Fungi; Basidiomycota; Agaricomycetes; Polyporales; Fomitopsidaceae
Exons: 4
Coding region: 127-846 (239 amino acids)
Biological process (GO): mycotoxin biosynthetic process
Source: RefSeq, a predicted model, not a curated record
GAGGAAGAGAAGUUAGAACAUGAAGGAGGAGGCAGGUCACCCGACGGGCCGGCGACAGCCACCGACCACUGGCAACUCACGUGGGCGUCGAUUAAAUCCUCCUCCACAACCCAAACAUGCACUACGAUGAUGGAAAAUAUACUGGGCAUGAUACAUCCGCAAUCCCUGAUGCUACCCCAUUCAUUCUUCCAACAAUUUCUUCCGACGCUGUCACGACAAUCCCCAGUGUCCCCAGUGGCUGAGCGCAGUAACAGAAGCGCUGAACAUCGACCUGCAGGUCCUGCACGCCGCCCGGUCCGCAUCAAUUGCGGCUUCAACCUCCUCGCCGUCAAGCACUACAGCCGAGGACGACUCUUGGACGACAGUCGAUACAGUUAUGUGGGCGAUGACUUCCCAAACGAGCUCCCGAUUCGCCUCGACAACGUUGAGAUGGACUUUGAGGCCGUUUCGGGAGAUAGCUGGUACAGCCAGACGGGGUUCGACGCCUGGCUGCAGUGGCAUGCGCUGGAUCACUUCCCCAGAGCACAUGGCUUCGUGAAGCUGGGACCGGAGGGUAGGCAAUUCGGGAUAUCGAUGUUCCACCAGAUCCAUUGCCUUUCGAUGAUUCGAGAGGGGUUGAUCAAUGGUGCGAGCGAUCAUUCCGCGCACUGUCUCAACUUCCUACGACAAGCGGUACUCUGCAAUGCGGACACGACGCUCGAAACCACCACGGAGACCACUCAUUCGUGCAAGGACUGGACGCAGGCCUAUGAUUUUAUCUCGGAGAACCAGAACCUGUGGCCGAAGAAACAGCGUCCGAGCCAAAACCAGACCGUGACGAGCAAUCACACGCACGACCUGCGGUAGCAAUCAUAGCCAGUACGAGAUUGGAUGGAUUGACUCGUAGAUAGCCUUCCCCGACACGCGUUA